This is a messenger RNA of Lolium rigidum, 1149 nucleotides long. Its product is annotated as agamous-like MADS-box protein AGL65. Gene Ontology annotation, molecular function: DNA-binding transcription factor activity, RNA polymerase II-specific; RNA polymerase II cis-regulatory region sequence-specific DNA binding; protein dimerization activity. Bases 1 to 1149 code for a protein of 382 amino acids. NCBI's taxonomy places the organism in Eukaryota, Viridiplantae, Streptophyta, Magnoliopsida, Poales, Poaceae. The record is from RefSeq and is a predicted model, not a curated record. The transcript has 11 exons. Gene Ontology annotation, biological process: regulation of transcription by RNA polymerase II.
AUGGGGAGGGUGAAGCUCAAGAUUAAGAAAUUGGAGAACAGCAGCGGCCGGCAAGUGACGUAUUCGAAGCGGCGGUCAGGGAUCCUCAAGAAGGCCAAGGAGUUAUCCAUACUCUGCGACAUUGAUCUCAUCCUCCUCAUGUUCUCUCCCGCCGGAAAGCCGACCAUAUGCGUCGGCGACAAAAGCCCCAUAGACGAAGUCAUUGGAAAGUAUGCACAACAAACUCCUCAGGAAAGGGCUAAAAGGAAGCUGGAGAGCUUAGAAGCCCUAAAAAAGACAUUCAAGAAGCUAGACCAUGAUGUCAACAUUCAGGACUUCUUAGGCUCCGGGGGUCAGACGGUCGAGGAACUAUCGAGUCAUCUUGGUGCUUUGCAAUGUCAAAUGGCAGAUGUUCAAAAGCGUCUCAGUUAUUGGAGCGAUCCUGAGAAGGUUGACAAUAUCGACCAUAUAAGAGCAAUGGAGCAAUCUCUCAAAGAAUCUCUUAAUCGCAUCGGAAUUCAUAAGGAAAACUUCACGAAGCAGCAUCUGAUGGGCCUACAGUGUGCUGCAGCUCAGUUCCAGAACGACAUGCAGCUCCCUCUGGGCCUGACCGGUGACCCGAACGCUUCGUCAUGGUUCCACAAUGGCGGCGGUGGCGAUGGGCAGCAACCUAUGAUGCUAACUGAAGACCCCAGCUUGAUCCAUCAUAGGGACAUCGGAUGCUCGACGAGCACGUCGCUGCAGAGUUACCCGGGCUACUUCAGCAUGAGCAAGCAGUCGACUGACACGAACGGCGGGGAGCAGCAUCACCAGCAGGCGUCGGCGGCGGUGCAGCAGCAGCCAGAGUUCAGCCAGGGCGAGUGCCCGACGUCUCUGCACCUGGGCGCGCAGUUCCCGUACCAGUCCGCCUUCGAUCACACCAGCCUGCUCAACGAGAGGCUCUUCCGGCCGGACAUGGAGCUGCACGUCGACAAUGCGGCGGCCAUGGACUUCGUCGGCGGCCACUACGACAUGCCGAGGCCCGGCGACGAGGCCAGCUUCCAGAACUGGGCGUCGGCGGCAUGCGGCGCCACCAUGUACGACCACCAGCAGCAGCCGCCGUCCGCCCAACUUAUUGUUCAGAACAUGACUGAAUCCCUGACCGUCGGCUCCCUGCAGCAGCAACUCUGA